Messenger RNA from Diplodia corticola, 1719 nucleotides. RefSeq names its product f-box domain-containing protein. NCBI's taxonomy places the organism in Eukaryota, Fungi, Ascomycota, Dothideomycetes, Botryosphaeriales, Botryosphaeriaceae. The record is from RefSeq and is a predicted model, not a curated record. Gene Ontology annotation, molecular function: protein binding. The coding region runs from base 1 to 1719 and encodes 572 amino acids. The transcript has a single exon.
AUGCCCGCCAGCCAGGCAUCACAACAUCACCAGGCAACAGCGGCCACGACUUCUGCCAGACUACUUUCCGCGCUCUUGCCGACCGACCUCACCUUCCUCACCUUCCUCACCUUGCCUCUCAUCUCUCUGCACCACAAGUCCGCUCCACCAUCCAACAAGAUGGACCUCCAAACAGAGUCCUACAUCGCCAAUCUCCCGCAGGAGCUGGUCGACCGCAUCGUCGACUUCCUGCCCACGGCUGACUUGGGCUCCCUCCGUCGCACCUGCAAGCUCAUGGAGCACAAGCUCUUCACCUACUUUUCCAAACAUUACUUCACCAAGAAGCAAUUCAUGGUCACCGAAGCCAGCCUGCAUGCCUUGGUUGACAUCUCAGAGCAUCCAUCCCUUUCGCCUUGUCUCAAGCACCUCAUCAUUGGCCUGGACCGCUACAACGGUCGGACCAGGGACAUGGCCGACGAAGCGGCCUUCACAGAGUACAAGGAAGCCUCCGAGUCACAAUCGCGCAUGUUCACCACCGGUAGGGCCGCGAGCCUGCUGGCCAGGGCUCUGAGUAAUCUCAAAAGCCUCCAAACGAUUGAUCUCAGGGACUUCAACUCGAUGACGCGGUACCGAGACAGACAGACAGGCACUGGUGCAUGGAGAAGUUGGGGUGCCCCUACCCUCCAGGCUCGAGGACAUGUCUUGACGAUGAAUGACUCGGCAAUGUAUGACGGUAGGGGCAAGUUCUUCUACACUCGAGUCUUCCAAGUCGUUCUCGCUGCCAUGGCGGGUUCGUCUAGCCGACCAGAGGCUCUCAUGGUCACGCUCAGGAACAGAAUCCGAGGCUUGUCUGAUAGUGCCUUUGGUCUUGAUGAUUGGAUGCAGCGAGACAUUGCACCUGCUUUGGCCGGCUUGAAAACCCUUCAUCUCGACCUCUCUCCCGACGACCCUCCUCGAUAUGGACUGGUGCAGAGCCAGAGCAACUCACAGGAUACCUUCGACCCACAGAACACCAGCAUCAGGCGUUUCCUUUCCCACACUCCAAAUGUCACCUGGCUUCGGCUGAACUUCCAAAGCGCGCAUAGGGAUUCGAGCUUGAGACUCAUCAACUGGCUGGCCACUGUACCUGGAACAGAUCCGACUGCGAGGAUUCUGCCCUGGGCUGGACUGGACACUGCCGCAGGACGUCUUAGCCCGCUUCCUUGGUCUGACACCAAUCCUGCCCCCGUGGCAUUGCCACUUACGCAAUUGGAUCUAGGCAUGGUCUACAUUAGCACCAAUGUAGUGACAGAUCUCUUUCAAAAGUUCAGCAACCUCAAGGGACUGAGCUUGUUCAACACGAAGCUGUAUCCAGCGUCCCGCAUCCAUCCUGGACGUCGCGUCAACUUGUGGGCUGAUUUACUCAAAGAUUUAUCGGCCAAUAUUCCUGCGAACCUGUGGUCGUUGAAACUUCGCAACCUGACCCAAAUCAACACGGAGAAGAUACAAAACCCCGACCUUCUUGUCGAAUUCGAUGGUCGGCCUGAAAGAACCAUUGAGGUUUCGAAGAAGAGCUUGGAACAGCUGGCGGAGACUGUCACGCCCCGCUGGCCGCCGGAACUCCCGCACAUGCAUCAUGAUGAUGGUGAAGAUGAAGAUGAAGAUGGAGAUGAAGAUGAAGAUGGAGAUGGAGAUGGAGAUGGAGAUGGAGAUGAAGAUGGAAUGGAACAGAACAGCGAGGACGUACAGAUAUUGCUAUGA